This is a messenger RNA of Pogona vitticeps (central bearded dragon), 3149 nucleotides long. The record is from RefSeq and is a predicted model, not a curated record. NCBI's taxonomy places the organism in Eukaryota, Metazoa, Chordata, Lepidosauria, Squamata, Agamidae.
CUGGAAUUGGAGCAAUGUUCUCUCGAAGUAUUGGAACCUGAAGGGAGUCCAAGCAGGAGCCUGCUCCAAUUAAUGGGUGAAAGAGGCUGCACCGUGCUGGAGUUGACAGAAUUGCUACAGACCCUGGAACACACCGAGGCACUCCACUGUCUCAGUCCUCCAAAUAUAAAGAUAGUUGUAGAACCAGAAUCUCAAGCAGUGUUAUCUGGCCAAAUGGUGAAACUGAGUUGCUGGGCAUCUGGUUAUCCACUUCUACAGUAUCAGUGGUUUAAAGGAGAUAAAAUGGUUCCACAUGGGAAUUCCCCAGAACUGGUACUCAGCCAGGUGAAUGCAGAUGAUGCUGGAUUCUACAUAUGUCGAGUGAACAGUGACUUUUCAUAUACAUUCAGCCGAUGGGCAGAGCUGGAUGUUUCAAAUAUACAAGGAUCUUGUCGUGGAAAUAGUCUUGAUCUGUCUGAGAAGAAAGUUCAUAUUUGCAUCCAUCCACAAUCCCAGAAUUUGAUUGUAGGGGAAAUGUUGGUUUUGCAGUGUGGAGCUAUAGGUAUCCCUCUCCCUCAGUACCAAUGGUACAAAGAUGGAUCUCUACUGCCUAAUGGCAAUAAGAAAGUCUAUAUGGUACCCUGCGUAGACAUGGAGCAUCAAGGAACAUAUUGGUGCCAUGUAUAUAAUGACCAAGAUAACCAAGAAAGUAAGAAGGUACAAGUUAUUAUAGAGGAGUUAAGUACUCUUGGAGAACCUGAUAUUAAAGAGCAGUCAACUGAAAGACAAUCUGCAGUGGACAAAGUAGCUCUGUUGAUGGGCAACAUGAACUACCGUAGUCAUCCCAAACUAAAGGCUCCACUCGUGGAUGUUUAUGAGUUGACAAACUUGCUGAGGCAGCUGGACUUCAAAGUCGUUUCUUUAUUAGAUCUUACCGAACCUGAGAUGCGGAAUGCAGUAGAUGAGUUCUUACUACUCCUGGACAAAGGAGUCUAUGGCUUAUUAUAUUAUGCUGGCCAUGGCUAUGAGAACUAUGGUAAUAGUUUUAUGGUUCCUAUAGAUGCCCCCAACCCUUAUCGAGCUGUAGACUGCCUAUGUGUGCAAAACAUCCUCAAACUAAUGCAGGAAAAGGAAACCGGCCUUAAUGUAUUCUUACUAGAUAUGUGCAGGAAAAGGAAUGAAUAUGACAAUACCGUUCUCAUCCUGGAUGCUUUAAAGGUUACUGCUAACAUUGUCUUUGGAUAUGCCACGUGCCAAGGAGCAGAAGCGUUUGAAAUUCAGCAGUCUGGAUUAGCCAAUGGGAUUUUUAUGAAGUUUCUGAAGGAACGUUUGCUAGAGGAUAAAAAGAUUACUGUGCUACUUGAUGGUGUGGCAGAAGAUAUGGGCAAGUGUCACCUUACCAAAGGCAAGCAAGCUUUGGAGAUUCGCAGCAGUUUAUCUGAGAAGCGAGCAUUAACUGAUCCUAUUCAGCAAACAGUUGCCUCAGCAGCGGCCUUGGCACGGAAUCUGCAAUGGGCAAAAGCUCAUGAACUUCCUGAAAGUAUGUGUCUCCAGUUUAACUGUGGCGUUCAGAUUCAGCUUGGUUUUGCAGCCGAAUUCUCCAAUGUCAUGAUCGUUUAUACGAGGAUAAUAAAGAAACCACCCGAAAUCACAGUUUGCAAAGCUUAUGUCACGGAUUUCCCCCUUGACUUGGAUGUGGACCCUAAAGAGGCCAAUAAAGGGACUCCAGAAGAAACUGGCAGCUAUUUGCUUUCAAAAGACUUGCCCAAGCAUUGCCUGUACACUAGAAUAAGUUCGCUACAAAAGCUAAAGGAAGACUUAAACUUCACUGUUCGCCUGCACUAUGAAUACGCUGGAGUAGAUGAAGUUGUGGAUGAAAAGAAAGUGGUUAACAUUGGCAAACCUCUCGUUGCUAAAUUAUGCAUUCAUCAAGGUUUCAGGAAUAACAGCGGCUUCCAGAGUUGUUGUGUGCCAAAUGGGCCUUGCUUUACCCAGCUGCCUGACACAGGAGUGAAUGUAUACUGUCCCUCUCGUAACAAUCGUCAGCCACAUUCCUAUGGAGGUGUUCCCCAGCCAAGCUCUGCUCAACCAGAUAAUGUUUCGCACCCGCCAAGAUGCCAUUGCAGUACGGCUCUGAACAGGUUAAUGGCAUGGCAGUCAACGUGGCCAUAUUCAUCCAGUUCAAAUCGGAGCAAUGUACCUGUGGAGACAACAGACGAACUGGAAUCUGAUUUCUCAAGAACCUUAAGAUUGUCUCAUCAACAGUAGCCAAAGUCUGGACUUGACAGCUUGUUGGUAACAUUCCUCUGGCAGACAUCUGUGAUUGCUUGGGCAUCUUAGGUUUGCCAUUUGCUGAGAACAUUGGCUUAGAUCCAGAAAGAGUUUGGCCAGCCUUAGGUCCCAUUAAAACGAAUGAAUGCUUCAUGCUUUCAUACUUUGACUGGAUCCAAGUUGUUGGAAUUACAGGCAGGCCUAUGCUUUGAAGAAACAGGAGUGCUUCUUUAGGCAACAUGAGAGACUGCUCUGUUCUCAGAUGUUCCCCCAUGUUAACUUAUAGAUAAGGACAUUGUUGGUUAUGUUGGUUUGGAUAGUUUUGUCAGAAAAAAAUAUGGGCUAAACCAGUUCUUUGCCUGAAUGUAGACUCAGUAGCUGGGCGAUGAAAGAGUGUGGAUAGAUAUUGUUUAACUGAUAGAUACGUUCAUGGGUGUUAACAGCUAUUUGGGACAAACAAACAAAGUGGGGCCAUUGCCUUGCUUCUGUGCCUCUGGCCGACCACUUUAAAAACAAGGUGUUGCGCAGAAUGAAGUCUUUGUGGAAUCGAUCAGGACAGAUUGUGCUAGUCCCGAUGGUGGGGCCGGGGAAACAGAACGCUAGAUUGGACAAGCCUGAGCCAGUGGGACUGUUCUUAUGGUACUCUUAUUUCUAUUUUCUGGAAAUGCUGAAACCUUGCUGUCGUACCAAGUGCUAGAAAAACAUCCUGUGAUUAGAUGUAAAGUUUGGCAGGAAUUUUCUUAAUCCUUAUUAACUUGGAAGGUAGCUGUGUAGUACAAGAACGCUGUUUGCAGUCAGUUAAGAAAAACUAUAGAGGCUUUUUAAUUUAUAUUUCUGUAUGCACCUUCAGACUGUUUUAAUAGUCAGCAAGUGAAAUAUAUUUCUGCAAAUACUGCUCA